AUGGACCACUCGUUCGUCGGAAUGAACGGUGGCCAGAUCUUCCACGAGAUGAUGUUGAGACACAACGUCAAGCACGUCUUCGGUUACCCCGGAGGUGCGAUCUUGCCCGUCUUCGAUGCCAUCUACAACUCCGAGGCCUUUGACUUCAUUCUUCCCCGCCACGAACAAGGAGCUGGCCACAUGGCCGAGGGUUACGCUCGUGCUUGCGGCAAGCCCGGUGUCGUCCUCGUCACCUCUGGUCCCGGAGCCACCAACGUUAUCACACCCAUGCAAGAUGCUCUGAUGGACGGUACCCCCAUGGUCGUCUUCUGCGGUCAGGUCCCCACCACCGCAAUCGGCUCAGAUGCUUUCCAGGAGGCCGAUGUCAUUGGCAUCUCGAGAGCCUGCACAAAGUGGAACGUCAUGGUUAAGAACAUCGCCGAACUGCCGCGUAGAAUCAACGAGGCCUUCGAGAUUGCUACCUCUGGCCGCCCCGGUCCCGUCUUGGUCGACUUGCCCAAGGAUGUCACUGGUGCCAUGCUCAACCGCCCCAUCCCCAUGAGCAGCACUCUCCCCACCCACCCCAGUGCUGCCUCGCUCGCCGCAAAGGACUUGAGCAGAAAGCAGCUCGACACGGCCAUCGCUCGCACUGCUGAUCUCAUCAACAUGGCCAAGAAGCCCGUCAUCUACUGCGGUGCUGGUAUCCUCGGCCAUGUUGACGGUCCCAAGCUCUUGAAGGAGCUCUCCGAGAAGGCCCAGAUUCCUGUCACCACUACCCUCCAGGGUCUCGGUGCUUAUGACGAGCUUGACCCCAAGGCUCUUCACAUGCUCGGCAUGCACGGUUCCGCCUUCGCCAACAUGGCCAUGCAAGAGGCCGAUCUCAUUCUCGCCCUCGGUGCCCGUUUCGACGAUCGUAUCACUGGUCACGUUCCUCGCUUCGCUCCCCAGGCCCGUCUUGCCGCUUCUGAAGGCCGCGGUGGUAUCGUCCACUUCGACAUCAUGCCCAAGAACAUCAACAAGGUCAUUCAAUGCACCGAGGCUGUUGAAGGUGACGUGACUGACAACCUCCGUCACCUCCUUCCUCAGGUCAACAACACCGCCGAGAGCGACCGCAAGGAGUGGUUCGGCCAGAUUGCUGACUGGAAGAAGCGCUUCCCUUGGGCUUACGAGAAGGAGUCCGGUCCCGACUCGCUCAUCAAGCCUCAGACCGUCAUCAGCAUGCUUUCUGAUAUGACCGACCACAUCAAGGACAAGACCGUCAUCACCACUGGUGUUGGUCAACAUCAAAUGUGGACCGCCCAGCACUUCCGCUGGCGUCACCCUCGCACCAUGAUCACCUCUGGUGGUCUCGGCACGAUGGGUUACGGUCUCCCUGCCGCCAUCGGUGCCAAGGUCGCCUGCCCUGAGAAGCUCGUCAUCGACAUUGACGGUGACAGCUCCUUCUCCAUGACCUUGACUGAGCUCUCCACUGCUGCCGAGUUCAACAUUGGUUGCAAGGUCCUCAUCUUGAACAACGAGGAGCAGGGCAUGGUUACACAGUGGCAAUCUCUCUUCUACAACGAUCGCUUCGCACACACCCACCAGCGUAACGCCGACUUCGUCAAGCUUGGUGACGCCAUGGGUGUCCCUGCUCGUCGUUGCACCAAGAUCGGUGACCUCAAGGACAGCCUCCAGUGGCUCAUUGAGGGCUCUGGCGAGGGUCCCGCCCUUCUUGAGGUCGUUACCGACCAGAAGAUCCCUGUCUUGCCUAUGGUUCCCGGUGGCUCUGCCCUCCACGAGUUCCUCGUCUACGACGAAGCCAAGGAGAAGGAGCGUCGUCAGCAAACAAGAGACCGUUCCGGCAGGUAA
Aureobasidium pullulans EXF-150 is the source of this 1827-nucleotide messenger RNA. RefSeq names its product acetolactate synthase. Gene Ontology annotation, biological process: L-valine biosynthetic process. The transcript has 2 exons. Bases 1 to 1827 code for a protein of 608 amino acids. Gene Ontology annotation, molecular function: thiamine pyrophosphate binding; magnesium ion binding; acetolactate synthase activity. Gene Ontology annotation, cellular component: acetolactate synthase complex; mitochondrion. NCBI's taxonomy places the organism in Eukaryota, Fungi, Ascomycota, Dothideomycetes, Dothideales, Saccotheciaceae. The record is from RefSeq and is a predicted model, not a curated record.